Gossypium raimondii (Peruvian cotton) is the source of this 667-nucleotide messenger RNA. RefSeq lists its product as uncharacterized. The record is from RefSeq and is a predicted model, not a curated record. The transcript is spliced from 4 exons. Bases 207 to 446 code for a protein of 79 amino acids. NCBI's taxonomy places the organism in Eukaryota, Viridiplantae, Streptophyta, Magnoliopsida, Malvales, Malvaceae.
GCCUUCAAAGAUUUCUCAACCUCUUUUGGCCCUUCACUUAUAUAUGGAUAAUAUAUAACCCUUUUUUUCUCUCAUUUUUUUCUUCACUUUUUCCCUCCACUUUUUCUCUUACUAUUCCUUUGUUUCCUCGUAGAAAUUAACCUGAAUAUCUAACACAAAUAUCCCAAAACCUAACACUUUUUCGCCUUUUUUCUCCUCUCUAAAAAAUGUACCUUAAACAUCAACUCCCUUGUUUGCAUUGCCAACCACAUGACUACAUUAGAAUGGUUCAACAUAUGAUUGAGAGGUGUUUGCUCCUUCAGAUGAGCAGAGAUGACUGUGUCAAAGCACUGGCUAAGCAUGCUAAGAUUGAACCAAUCAUCAGCCUAACAGUUUGGAAAGAGUUGCUUAAAGAGAACAAAGCCUUCUUUCGUGACUAUUUCCAGCUCAACUCAAAGGAGGGCUAAUUUCAGAAGAAGAAAGUAUUGAGAAAGAUGAUCCAAAAUCUCUAUGACUGAAGAUCACUUAGAAACUAAAUAGAAGUGAUCAAGAACUUGACAGACCUCUAUUUCAGCCUUCAGAUUGCAAAAUAUAACUGGGUCUUUUUUUCUUUAAUGAUUUUAGACCCAGAUAAAGAUUGUAAUAUCUUAUCCUUUUAUAUAUAAUAUGCUAAGUUCCCUUAAUCUUA